UGGUUCGUGGUGUGAGAAUCUUUUGGUGUUUUGAGGUUUGGGGAUUGAAUCGGAGUUGGGAAUGAUUUAGGGAUUCGAAAAUAUUAUUUUUUUUUCUUUCUGGGGGAGAAAGUUCAGGGGUUAUUGAGAUGGAGAAUUCGAAUUUAUCGAGGAAUAGGCAUGGGGAGCAUCUGGGUGUCAACAAAAUGGGGAAGAACAUCAAGAAGAGUCCUUUGCAUCAACCUAAUUUCGCAAACGCAAAGCCACAGCCACAACCUCAAGUUUACAACAUAAGCAAGAACGAUUUCCGGAGCAUCGUUCAACAGUUGACUGGCUCUCCUUCACAAGACCCUUCACCACGACUGCCGAAUCCGUCUAAACCUCCAAGUAUGAGGUUGCAGAAGAUCCGUCCUCCUCCGUUGACGCCAAUCUACCGACCCCCGAUUCCUCCUGCACCUGCUCCUUUUAACAACAGUUUUGUUAGACCUGGUCAGAUUGGUCAACCAUCGGUGUCUCCAAUGCCGACACUGGCCCCUGGUGACCAAGUUUGGGCCGCAAACACAGCUGAGUCCCCAAUCUCGGCUUACAUGAGAUACCUUCAGAAUUCUAUCAUCGACUCAAGUCCAAGGCAAACACAACAACUUCAGCCUCAACUUCAAGCUCAUCCAGCUCAAGCCCAAGCUCAAGCUCAAGCUCAAGCUCAAGCUCAAGCUCACGCUCAAGCUCAUGCUCAAGCUCAAGCUCAAGCUCAACCUCGGUUACAGGGUCAAGUGCCAAUUCAGCCAUCAUCCUCGGGUUUACUUCCGACACCGCCGACUUACCCAUAUCCGGGAGCUCCUGCUUUCCCUUCUCCACGAGGGAAUGCCGCUGCACUUUUGCCUUCUCCUACUUCUCAGUUCCUCUUGCCGUCUCCAAGCUUUUUUUCGAAUCUGUUGUCUCCUAGGUCUCCUCGGUCUCCUUAUCCUUUGAUUUCGCCUACUUUUCAGUACCCUCCACCUCUGACUCCUAAUUUUGCAUACACUCCCACUUCGCAGUCAGGGAUUUUGGGUCCUGGGCCACAACCUCCGCUCUCUCCUGGCAUUUUUUUCCCAUCCUCCCCUUCUGGGUUUUUCCCCUUCCCAAGUCCUAGAUGGAGAGAUCAAUAAAAUCCCUGACAGGCACUUGUUCAUCAUUUAUUCCGAAGUGCCAUGGUUGACAGUGUCGGGAGGAUUUUUAUUUGC
Telopea speciosissima is the source of this 1199-nucleotide messenger RNA. Its product is annotated as protein HAIKU1-like. The transcript is spliced from 2 exons. The record is from RefSeq and is a predicted model, not a curated record. Bases 129 to 1124 code for a protein of 331 amino acids. NCBI's taxonomy places the organism in Eukaryota, Viridiplantae, Streptophyta, Magnoliopsida, Proteales, Proteaceae.